AUGGCUGCUUUGAGUGCGACUUCACUAUGCACUCACAAGAUUUUGUGGUGUCAACCAAAACCUAGAAGAUGCUUCGUUUCUUGCUGUACGCCUUCGCCCUCCGUAAAGAGUUCACGGGGCUCCAGUGCCUCCAGAGUACCACGUAGAAGGUCUGGAAGAACAGAAGGACCUGGAAAGAGCAUGGAGGAUUCAGUUAAACGCAAGAUGGAGCAGUUUUAUGAAGGGUCCCAUGGCCCUCCAUUACGCAUAUUACCAAUUGGUGGUCUAGGAGAAAUUGGGAUGAAUUGCAUGCUUGUGGGGAAUUAUGAUCGUUACAUUUUGAUUGAUGCUGGUGUGAUGUUUCCAGACUACGAUGAGCUUGGUGUCCAGAAGAUUAUACCUGAUACCACAUUUAUCAAGAAAUGGAGCCACAAAAUUGAAGCUGUUGUUAUCACCCAUGGUCAUGAAGACCACAUUGGUGCGUUGCCUUGGGUCAUUCCGGCUCUGGAUUCUCAUACACCAAUAUUUGCUUCAUCCUUCACAAUGGAGCUUAUUAAGAAGCGAUUGAAGGAGUUUGGGAUCUUCGUCCCAUCUAGACUUAAAGUAUUUAAGACACGGAGAAAAUUUGUCGCGGGGCCAUUUGAAAUUGAACCAAUUGCGGUCACACAUUCUAUUCCUGAUUGUUCUGGGUUGGUUUUACGCUGUGCUGAUGGCAUUAUUCUUCAUACAGGGGACUGGAAGAUAGAUGAGUCACCACUGGAUGGGAGAACUUUUGACCGUGAUGCCCUAGAAGAACUCUCAAGAGAAGGAGUAUCUUUGAUGAUGAGCGAUUCAACAAAUAUACUCUCACCAGGAAGGACAAUUAGUGAGACAGUUGUUGCAGAUUCAUUGUUGAGGAAUAUUUCAGCUUGCCAAGGAAGAGUUAUUACUACUCAAUUUGCAUCAAAUAUUCAUCGCCUUGGAAGUGUGAAAGCUGCAGCUGAUUUGACUGGCAGAAAGUUGGUAUUUGUUGGUAUGUCAUUAAGGACAUAUCUAGAUGCUGCAUGGAAAGAUGGAAAGGCACCCAUUGAUCCAUCAACUCUGGUGAAAGUGGAAGACAUUGAUGCCUACUCCCCGAAGGAUUUGCUUAUUGUCACCACUGGUUCUCAAGCAGAACCACGUGCUGCAUUGAAUCUUGCAUCCCAUGGAAGUAGUCAUUCUCUCAAGUUGAACAAAGAAGAUGUGAUUUUAUAUUCUGCAAAGGUGAUCCCUGGAAAUGAGACUAGAGUAAUGAAAAUGCUAAAUCGCAUAUCAGAAAUUGGAUCAACGAUUGUCAUGGGCAGGAAUGAGCAGCUGCAUACAUCUGGUCAUGCGUAUCGUGAUGAAUUGGAAGAAGUGCUAAAAAUUGUUAAACCGCAACACUUUCUACCCAUCCAUGGAGAACUUGUAUUCCUUAAAGAGCACGAGUUGCUGGGAAAAUCAACUGGCAUUCAUCAUACUGCAGUUAUAAAAAAUGGGGAGAUGCUUGGAGUAUCACAUUUGAGAAACCGAAGGGUUCUAUCAAAUGGUUUCAUUUCCCUGGGGAAAGAGAAUUUGCAGCUGAUGUACAGUGAUGGCGACAAAGCAUUUGGAACAGCUAGUGAACUGUGUGUUGAUGAGAGGAUGAGAAUUGCAUCUGACGGUAUUAUAGUGGUCAGUAUGGAAAUUUUUCGCCCCCAAGCUAUAAAUGGUUCUGUCGAAAUGGCUCUAAAAGGAAAAAUAAGAAUUACCACACGUUGCUUAUGGCUUGACAAAGGAAAACUUUUGGAUGCACUUCAUAAAGCUGCACAUGCUGCACUAUCAAGCUGUCCUGUCAAUUGCCCUCUGGCCCACAUGGAAAGAACUAUUUCUGAAGUUUUGAGAAAGAUGGUCAGAAAGUACAGUAGCAAAAGACCCGAAGUUAUAACUAUUGCUAUUGAAAAUCCAGACGCUGUUCUUGCCGAUGAGAUUAAUGGAAAACUAUCUGGAAAGUCGGAUGUUGGUUUUGGGAUUCCAGCAUUGAGAAAAGCAGUUGAUGGACAUCAAAAGAACAGAAAACUUAAUGGCACACUAGAGGAAGAUGGCAAUGGACUUGCACUAGCGAGAAGUACCACAGAACAAGAAUUACAAGUUCAUGACGUUGACAAUGAGAGACUUCUAGAAGAGGAAGAAACCUCUUCAAGUUCUGAACCAGAAAAAUCUCCCGAUGGUGACAAUUCGGAUGAUUUUUGGAAGUCAUUUGUUGUACCAUCCGUGGUUAAUCAAUCAGAAGGUAACAGCGAUUUACUUCCAGAACAGGAGCAAAACGAGGUGGUCAAAGCGGAAAGCAGUGAACUUGAUUCCAGCACGCCAAAAUCUAGAUUAAAACCCAAGACUGCAAAACGGAACAAAUGGAAACCUGAAGAGGUUAAGAAGCUAAUUGAAUUGCGCGGGGAACUCCACAGCAGAUUUCAAGUUCUCAGGGGACGGAUGGCCCUUUGGGAAGAGAUAUCUUCAAAUUUGUUAUCUAAUGGAAUUACUAGAAGUGCAGGACAAUGCAAAUCUUUGUGGACGUCUCUUAUUCAGAAAUACGAGGAAUGUAAGAAUGAUACGAAAAGUCGAAAGACCUGGCCGUAUUUUGAUGACAUGGACAAGAUUUUAUCGGAUUUGGAGACGACAGUACCUAAAUGA
Messenger RNA from Fraxinus pennsylvanica, 2646 nucleotides. The record is from the annotation of a GenBank genome assembly. Lineage: Eukaryota; Viridiplantae; Streptophyta; Magnoliopsida; Lamiales; Oleaceae.